Messenger RNA from Elephantulus edwardii (Cape elephant shrew), 462 nucleotides. RefSeq names its product mitochondrial ribosomal protein L23 (gene MRPL23). Bases 1 to 462 code for a protein of 153 amino acids. Gene Ontology annotation, biological process: mitochondrial translation. NCBI's taxonomy places the organism in Eukaryota, Metazoa, Chordata, Mammalia, Macroscelidea, Macroscelididae. The record is from RefSeq and is a predicted model, not a curated record. Gene Ontology annotation, cellular component: ribosome; mitochondrial large ribosomal subunit. The transcript is spliced from 4 exons. Gene Ontology annotation, molecular function: structural constituent of ribosome.
AUGGCGAGGAAUGUGCUGUACCCGCUGUACCAGCUCGGAGGGCCACAGCUCCGAGUGUUCCGAACCAACUUCUUCAUCCAGCUGGUGCGGCCUGGCACAGCUCAGCCUGAGGACACUGUGCAGUUCCGGAUCCCGCUGGAGAUGACCAGGGUGGACCUCAAGAACUACCUGCAGAGUAUCUACCAGGUGCCGGUGGCAGCUGUGAGGACGCGGGUGCAGCACGGUUCCAACAGGAAACGAGAUCACAGAAACGUGCGGGUGAAAAAGCCAGACUACAAGGUCGCCUAUGUCCAGCUGGCUCAUGGACAGACCUUCACCUUCCCGGACCUGUUUCCUGAGAAGCAGCCAGACCCCACAGGUGUCACCGAGGAGGACCUGCGGGAGCAGUUCAUGAAGGAGGAGCAGCAGAGGCAGAGUCAGGAUCCCCGGCGUGGCGAUGUCCCUAACUGGUUUGGCCUGUGA